AUGGCCAACGCCGACAAUUCAAUGGCUGAAUUUAUCACUGAUCUCGAGCUGGCCAGCCAGAUGUAUGGUAUUGAAGUUGUCAAUGAGGAUGAGAAACAAGUCAAGAUCCACGUAGCUGGAAUCGAGUCAACCCCAUAUGCAGGCGGGAUCUAUGAAGUUGUCUUCAAUUUCCCAGUCAACUACCCAGAAGGCAUUCCGCACGUCACAUUCAAAACCCCCAUCUGGAACAGCGCGGUGGACCCCAAAAGCCAAAAUGUUCAUUUUCUCGGAUCUGAGACAUGGAACCUCAUCACGGCUAUCGCAUACGUUGAGGACUUGAUCCUUAAAACCAAGGUGGACGAAUUCUCCACGUACUUUAGAGUGGCUCGAUUCUGGGCCUGUCAGUUUGCCGGAGCGCCAAAGUCACCGGAGGAUAUCCAACUAAAAAGCGUCGUCGAUCAGCUCGUCGAUAUGGGAUUCCCCGUGCACGCCGCUAUCAUUGCACUCUCCAACUCUGAAUGGAACGCGGAGCAUGCGUCGGAAGAACUGCUCAGAGGAGAAUCUGGAGUCGAAGCUGGAAACGACAGAGAAGAAGCCGACCCAACCAGCCCAGACGAACACUAG
Molecule: messenger RNA, 603 nt
Organism: Caenorhabditis briggsae
Lineage: Eukaryota; Metazoa; Nematoda; Chromadorea; Rhabditida; Rhabditidae
Gene: Cbr-ubc-22
Product: Protein CBR-UBC-22
Exons: 6
Coding region: 1-603 (200 amino acids)
Molecular function (GO): protein binding
Source: RefSeq, a predicted model, not a curated record